AUGCAGGUUAGUUUCUUAGACGCAAAUGUGGAUCCACUUUCAAGGGGUCGCAUACGAUGUCUCGGAAAAGUGAACUGCAGAUUCACCGUGAAUGCCAAAGAAGACAGCUUCUCUAUGGCCCGCGAAAAGAUGGCCCAGUUAGGAGAUGAGUCUCGGCGUUCUCAAACAAAAGAGAUUAAUUCCUAUAAGAAGCAUCCGAGAAGGUUUGGCACUUACGCUACCGAUUUCAAGAAGCGUGUUGAUCCUCAAGGAGUAUCUGGACAAUCGGAUACUCGGUCUUCAUCCUUCAUCGAUUCGACCAACUCCCGUGCUGUAGAUUUUCCCGUCAAUCGCUAUUCAGGUUCCAGUUCUACCCUUGGCCCUAGCUCUUUAGCUGCGUCCCCAGCGGUAUGCAGCCGUUCCCUGAGAGAGCGUGUCAUUCAUUUGUUAGCAUUGAGACCCUACCAGCGACCGGAAUUGCUGCUUCGGCUUAAACGGGACGGGCUUACGCAGACUCAGAAGAAUCAGCUCGACGAUGUUCUGUCUGAUGUUGGACAACAAGGCCGUCGGUUGGCUUAUCAUUUAACUCCCAAUGUCUUUUGUGAGUUAGAUCCAUAUUGGCCCGGCUAUUCAGCUGGAGAGCGGAAACGCAUCCUGGCGCUCAAGGUAAAUGUCAUCCCUACUUGUUUCCGUGCUCAUUUCGCUAUAAGUUGUUUUUAA
Molecule: messenger RNA, 699 nt
Organism: Echinostoma caproni
Lineage: Eukaryota; Metazoa; Platyhelminthes; Trematoda; Plagiorchiida; Echinostomatidae
Source: the annotation of a GenBank genome assembly